Molecule: messenger RNA, 1629 nt
Organism: Yamadazyma jaroonii
Lineage: Eukaryota; Fungi; Ascomycota; Pichiomycetes; Serinales; Debaryomycetaceae
Source: the annotation of a GenBank genome assembly
AUGAGUUUGGCAUCAAGAACAAAUACUUUCGGUCUUAAAGGUAGAGCUUUAAGACACACCAUUACAGCAACUGCUGUUACUGGUUUUUCAUUAUUCGGUUAUGAUCAAGGGUUAAUGUCAGGUAUUAUUACUGCUGCCCCUUUCAACUACGAAUUUCCAGCCACUUAUAACAACACUGUCAACCAGGGUGCGGUUACGUCAUGUUACGAAUUAGGAUGUUUUUUCGGUGCUCUUUUCGCUUUAAUGAAAGGUGACAGAUAUGGUAGAAGACCAUUAAUUUUAGCUGGUUCUAUUAUCAUUAUUUUAGGUACCGUUAUUUCAGUUUGUGCAUUUAGAGAUUCUUGGGGUACUGGUCAAUUCGUCAUUGGUAGAGUUAUCACUGGUGUUGGUAAUGGUUUAAACACUGCUACCAUCCCAGUUUGGCAAUCAGAAAUGUCAAAAGCCGAAAACAGAGGUAGAUUAGUUUGUUUAGAAGGUGCUGUUAUUGCUUUUGGUACUUUAAUUGCUUAUUGGUUAGAUUUUGGUUUAAGUUAUGUUGAUUCUUCAGUUUCAUGGAGAUUCCCAGUUGCUUUCCAAAUCUUUUUCGCCCUUAUCUUAUUAAUUGGUAUAAUCAAUUUACCAGAAUCUCCAAGAUGGUUAGUCGCUCAUGAUAAAAAACCUGAAGCUAUGGAAAUCUUAGGUAAAUUAGAUGAAGAAAGUCCAGAUUCUGAUUAUGUUGUUGCUGAAAUUUCCGUUAUUACUGAUGCUAUCAACAGAUUCGACAAAGCUCAAGUUGGUCUUAAAGAAUUAUUCACCCACGGUAAAUCUCAACAUUUCCAAAGAAUGAUGUUGGGGGUUGCUGGUCAAUUCUGGCAACAAUUUGGUGGUUGUAAUGCUGCUAUUUACUAUUCAACUGUUUUAUUCGAAAAUACUAUUGGUUUAGAAAGAAGAUUAUCAUUAGUCUUAGGUGGUGUUUUCGCUACUAUUUAUGCUUUAUCCACUAUCCCAUCAUUCUUCAUGGUUGAUACUGUUGGUAGAAGAACUCUAUUCUUGGUUGGUUCUGCUGGUCAAGGUAUUUCUUUCUUGAUUUCCUUUGCUUGUUUAGUUCAUCCAACUACUCAAAACGCUAAAGGUGCUGCUGUUGGUAUUUUCUUAUUCAUUGUUUUCUUUGCUUUCACCUUAUUACCAUUACCAUGGAUUUACCCACCAGAAAUUAACCCAAUGAGAACCAGAACUAUCGGUGCUUCCAUUUCUACUUGUACUAACUGGAUCUGUAAUUUCGCUGUUGUUAUGUUUACUCCAGUUUUCAUCGGUAAAUCAGAUUGGGGUUGUUACUUAUUCUUCGCUGCUAUGAAUUUCUUGUUCAUCCCAAUUGUCUUCUUCUUCUACCCAGAAACUGCUGGUAGAACCUUAGAAGAAAUUGAUAUCAUUUUCGCUAAAGCUCAUGUCGAAGGAAGACAACCAUGGAGAGUUGCUGCUACCUUACCAAAAUUAUCAUUGGCUGAAAUUGAAGAACAAGGUAAUGCCUUAGGACUUUAUGAUGGUGAUUUCGAAAAGGAAAACGCUGAAACUAAAGAAGAAGUUGAUUCCGAUGUCAAAUCAGGUGAAAACGAUUCUAAUGGUCCUUUACAACCUGUUGAUCAAGUUUAG